AUGUCACUAAUGUCAGCUGUCUGUAAACGAAAUGGGAUUUUUUUAGCACUUGCUUUAGUUUAGAAUUAUUUCCUCUGUAAAUUCAUAUGAAAAUAUUUCAUUUACGUUUAUUUCUUAAAUCAAGUUGAAGGAUAAUAAAGUGUAUUAAGUUCAUUGUGUUUCUAGCCCCUAUUAAAAUUAAGGUGAAGGUAAGUGUCGUUAUUUAAUGUUUGGUGUUUUGAGCAAAUUGUAAUAAAUAAUUUACCUAUAUCAGUAUUGAAACCAUCUUGCACGUCCGUUUCAUCGAUUUCCUUUGGUAUUGCAUGCAGCGUUACCUUGAAAAGAAGAUGGAUCCCAAAGGAGAUACAUUUAACGAAUCAGUCUCAACAAUAUUAGAGAGAAAAGUCAGGGGUUGGCUUAGUGGUGUUAUUGACGACAUGAGACGCAGUAGCCCAGUCCAGCAAUGGUUGGAUUCCCUGCCUACAGAAUCAAGUUCAGAAGAUCUAGAAACAAAACAGGCAUGCGAACCAACUGAAGAGAGUUCCAACAAACCUGAAGAAACAGAAAGUGAGACAACAAUAAUUGAAACGGCAAAAUACAAGACACAAGAAGAUGUUAAUUUAGAAGUGCCUAAUACUAGAGAAACAUGGAAGAGGAAAUCCUUAGAGAGUGGAUUACUAGCAAGUACACCCCUACGAGGGAAUGUCAAGAGGCUCCAACGUGACCAUUCCAUACAAUCAGAAGGAUAUUCACCAAAGUUUAAAAAUCCAUUAUUCAGAGACCACUCACUUCAGUCUGAUGCCAGUGGUUCCAGUGGUAGUUCGGUAAUGAAUGUAUUGGGAGCUAGAAAAGUUGAUGCUGAGUCUGUUCUAUUAGCCCUAGGUUUUGGACCAAGUGAGAAGCAGCAGAAAUUACAAAGAAUUCCUGACAGAUUUUUAGUACCAUCAAAGCUCAAAGGCAUCAGCACAGAGGAAUUCAUAAAGAAUGAACAACAUUCAAUGAGGAUGCAUGAUUGUGGCAUUUUUGGGUACAGAGGAUUAACAGAACACUGCACACCCGUAUGCCGUUUCAUGAAACCAGUUUCUCCAAGUUGCCAUAGGUCAUAUCAAGUUCCUGAGAUCGCUGUACAGGAAUCCGCAUGUUCCACCGUCGACAAUUGUAGCUAAAAUAAUGGACUGUAUAUUACAAGAUGACGUCUACCGCGAGGAGGCAUUAAUGAAGGUUCGCCAUUCCAUAGCAGACAUGCGGAGUCCGCCCAACGUGUACGCAUUCCUCGCUUCACACCUACGUAAUAACUAAAUAGUCCAACACAGUGACAAAUUAUAUGAAAUUAUCCUAUUUACCUUCGCCCGUCACUUGUUAUGUAACAUGUCCUGUAGAUAUGGGUAGAGUUUUUAUCGUGAUUUCUUUUAUUUACAAAGUAAAGACAUUAUGCUCAAAUGUUAAUGUUCAAUUGGUUAACAAAAUAACAAAAUUUAAUAUAUUAAAGUCAUAUGUUUUAACUUUUCACUCUUAUAAAGUGAAUUGAAGGAGAAAGCAUUACAACAAUGAUUAAAAUGUUUAUAAAUAAGGAGUUUAGUUAAUUUAGUUAAGUAUAUAAUAAUCAUUCAAUCAAAGAAUCGUUACCAAAUCAUAUUGAUGUGAUUGACGCGUUCUUAGGUACUUAAUAAUGUAGGCAUAAGAGUCGUGCCUGAUUUUGCAAACCGCGAACAUGUCCUGGUAGUAUUUUGGGUACCUUUACCUUAUUAUUAAAUGAUACAUUUUUCUAUACCUAACUUGCCUGUUCACUUUUAGAUUUAAUCUUAUUGUACCUAGAUGACUGGAUUAUCUUUAAUGUUUGUGUUUGUUUUUUGUUGUAUCGUGAUACUUAAUUAUUUAUGCUCUUGUUUUAUAACGAUUUAAAAUCAAGUUUGUUUUUUUUGUUAAUAACACGCGGCGUAGUGAUUUAUCAUGUUCAAGAUAUGAACUGCCAUUGUUGGGAUAUUAAAGUUUUAUCUCUAAAACAAAAUCGGAUUCUAGUUGACAACUGUGCUGCCUUUCUAUUUCACAGUCUGGGUUCUAGCUUGUCACGUGAUACUCUUGGACAGUAUCACGUUGCUUCAAACAGGUUGAUGAAUCGCAAGGCAGGUUAGUUGGUUUAGAAAUAAAGGAUUUAUCAAAGUGGCUAGAAUAAAAUUUUAAUAAGGUAUGAAUAAAAGUGUUUCAUGGUUAGUCAUUUGAUAACACUUUUGCAACUAAAUGCUCCCUUAAAGUAAAACAACCUAUGCAUUAUAAAUGUGUUAUAAUUUGUUGAAUCUCUUAGGAUCUGCCGACUGUUUUUCGCUUCCAUUUUUUAUUAUUUAAUCUAUCCGAAAUUUCACGUUUGUUGUUACAUAUUUGAAUUUACGCUACUUAAUUAUGACAUAUCUAGUAAUUUUUUUUCUAACAGAUAUAAAAAAGAUAGAAAUAUAUUGAGUAAUCUUUUUACUCCAAUAUAUACUUAGUUAUAUGUAUUAAGUACAUACAUAUUAUUCGAGACAUACAUUCUUGGCUAUUGUAGGAAUAUUAUAAAAAAAAAUUGUAAGUAAGUUUUUGUAAAUAUUGACUGUAAUUAAUUGUAGGAUUCAGAUUUCAGACUUUUAAAUUGCAGUUUCGCUGAUUGUUUUUACUGCCGCAUUGAUUGUGACGCGACCGUGUGGGUUAUACUACUGUAACAGAAAACGCCGUAAAUUGUGUUAUGUUUAGUUAAAUCUAGUAAUAUGAGCGGUGAUCAAAUAUAUUGCUGCCCAUUCUCUAAUUUCUAUUCCUUUACUAAAUGUCGGGCACACAUUAUUUUUAAUGAAGCGCAGGUUUUCACAGGCGGUCAUGAUCACUUUGACACUUACUAUCAGGUGACUUACUUUUUCGUUAGACUAAUUGCUAUAAAAAAUACAGACGAUCUCUCAUAGGCUAGAUGACUUGAACCUAGUGUUUAUAUAUUUACUAAUCCUAACUAAAUUCAGUAAAUCGAGCUAAUUCCUGUGUGUUCCUAAACCAUAUUCAGGCUUGGUCCCUGCGUGGAAGCUAACUAUGUAAUUUGUCAAGGAUUUAGUUGCAGAUUAUUUAGAUUGUAGUACAGGUAGAUAUAAAUAGAAUUACUUAAGUGACUUUGAAGCGUUCAGACGCCUACCUAUUCCAUUUAAUAAAAUGUUUGUGACAAUUUCAUAUAAAAUACGAGUAUAUACCUCAUGAUCCUACAUUAAUUAGAUAUGGAAAAAAUAAAAUUCUCUUCAAUAUCGCUUAUUAGGUAUAAAUUAUAAAUGUCGUAUCUAUUGUUUUUAAAAUACUAUAUUUUUUUUCCAUAUAUUUAAACAUCUAGUUUACAAAAUCUCUUGUUCACUUAAAUUAUACUUAUUUUUUUUAAUUUCUCUCUUUUUCUCCUCUUCUACACUGACACUUUACUUUUAUUACUGAUAUACAAAACAAAGUCAACUAGUCAUUCAUAAGAGCUCACACUGAUUUAUAGUUUCAUUUUGGGAAUUCUCUUUAUGGGAUAUAUAGGUAGUACAUAAGUAGGUAGGUGUUUUACAAGAAAUUAUGUGAAUCCAGUGUUACACUAAUAAAGUGAAGAUAAAAUAUUUCCCAAGAACACCUAAUUACUAAUUAAUAAGGAUCAAAAUAUAUGAUCGCGAGUUUUGCCGAAAAUAUCGUUAUCACUACGAACGCUAUAAAUAUAAGGCUGUGGUUAUGCGAAAAGUUUCCUGCUGUUGUAGCUGUGGGCUACCCACGCAUUUGUAUGCGACGGCGAAUUUCGACUCUAUUUACUAGGCCAUAACACUGAAGUUCCUUGCAAUUACGGCACUGCAUAGAUGCCGUUUUCUAUGCGGUUGGGUUCUAUCGAUAACACCAUUCCCGCGCUUGUGCAAAACUAUACGAAACAGUAAAACAGUGAUGGUGAUUGGCGUUAGAUAUUUCUUUUUAAAUUAGAAUCAUAGUUGUUAAAUAGAUUUUACAUUAUCAUAACAGAUAUUAAGGAUGACCUUCAUUGCCGCUUUGCCGUAGUGCAUUUCUUCCUAGUACGGUUCAACUUUAAUCUUACUGGUAGCGCGUUUAUUUAGUAGUUUCGAUAAAUAUAAAAUAACAGUUACUCUGUUUUACUGGAAUUGUUAAUGAAAAUUGUAUAUAUCGUGUAAUAUAUUUUGUUAAGUAUAUUAUUCAGAAAUAAUAGAAGUUUAUAAUAGAAUAUGUUUUAAUGUUCGCUAUUUGCGUAAUCUCUACAUCUUAUAAAACAAACUCCCCUUAUUUGUCUGACUGUAUGUUAUGGAUUUUCUCAAUAUCUACUGAACGGAUAUUUAUGAAAUUUGGUAUGGAGAUAGUUUAAGACCCUGGGAGGUUAUUAUAGGCUUACCUAUAGGCUACUUUCUAUCCCGGAAAAAUAUAUAGCGGGACUUUUAUCACGGAAAACUCUUUCACGCCGACGAAGCUGCCAGCAAAAGCUAGUUUAUUUAUAUUAUAAUCAAUAGAUAUGAGAUUUUUAAAAACCUUCCCGUUGUCUUAGAUUUUUUUUAAUAUCAUUCAGAAAUGGAGGUAUGCAUCAAUAAAAUUUUAUGACAUAAGUUUAAACUGAAGGUCUGAGGCCCAGCACGUUGAAACCGCCCUUUUAGUAUAUUAACGGCGUCGUAGAAAGAAAACUAUUAGUCUGUAAGCAAUAAAUGACUAUUUCACAGAAAUAUGUAACAUAAAUAGAACUGCUACUUAUACUUAAUAUUUUGAAUUUCCGUUUUUAAUAAACAUGAAAAAAAUAUAUUUAAACUUUUUUCAAUGCGUUAUUAAAUGCGGCACUAUAGUCUUAUAAUUUGUUUACAAGAAUAUCACCUAGUCGAAAAUAUUUAUAUUAACUUACUGUGUAAUAUCAUUAAUGGAACAAAUAGGUAGAUGUUAUAAAGGAUUUUAAAUUUUAUCUAAACGUGAACAUUUUUUGUAAAAAAUAUUAGUUAUGUAAGUAUAUUAGUCUAUAUCGUAUGUGUUAAUAUAUUAUGCCUUAAAAUAAGUUUACGAGAUCUGAAUAUAGUACUUAAUUUUGUGUUUGUUAUAAUUGAAUUGAACUGGGUUUAUUCUAUUGACGGUGAAAAUAAUAAACUUAAUUUUUUAA
Molecule: messenger RNA, 5089 nt
Organism: Manduca sexta (tobacco hornworm)
Lineage: Eukaryota; Metazoa; Arthropoda; Insecta; Lepidoptera; Sphingidae
Gene: olf186-M
Exons: 6
Coding region: 303-1145 (280 amino acids)
Molecular function (GO): signaling receptor binding
Source: RefSeq, a predicted model, not a curated record